Messenger RNA from Amblyraja radiata (thorny skate), 1047 nucleotides. Its product is annotated as protein FAM102A-like. The transcript is spliced from 6 exons. Bases 1 to 537 code for a protein of 178 amino acids. The record is from RefSeq and is a predicted model, not a curated record. Lineage: Eukaryota; Metazoa; Chordata; Chondrichthyes; Rajiformes; Rajidae.
AUGCCUCGUCUGUGCGAGGACUCGGACAACACGGGGACCCCCCCGGAUGAGACUGCGUGCGGGCGUAGAACCCGUUCCAGCUCCAGCUUCGGGAGCCUCCACUCCAAGGUCUCGGGCUACAGCUCCGAGUACGCGCGGAGCGUGAGUGUGUCCGAGCCGACCCGCAGACGCAAGUUUUCUUCCAGCAGCAGCGGCCUCUCCUCGGGCCCCAGCAGUGCCGCAGAGAUGGAAGCCGGGGUCCGAGAUCUGCCCUUCGACAAGCCCCCCCGUCCCUUCCGGCCCCCCGACCGCUUGCUGAGGAGGAAGAAGGAGACCCAGGAGAGUUUACCGUCGUGGAUCAGUGAUACCAGGGUGAACGCCGAUGACAUUGUGGAGCGGAUCGUGCAAACGCAGGACUUCAGCGACACCAGCAACUCUGAGGACAGUGGACUACAGCUGUUCGUAGGACGAGAUGGGACGACCUUGUUCGGGGGCGUGCAGUUAAACAACAGACACUCAGUCAGUGACUACAUGCCGGUGAUAAUCAGUGGCCACUGAUAUCAGGAUGAGCCGUGGUGGGAUCGGAUUGUGCCCUUCAUCUCCGGGAACCUGGAAGAGCGCCGCUCGGAAGGAGGAAUAGAUGGACUGGAUGGGAGGGGGGUGGAAAACAUUGGGAACGUCUCCAGAGAGGACCACUCCCAACCCUACAGAAGAUCAGUGGGAAGCCAUCUCCUCUGGUCCCCACCAACCCAUGUAGACCCACCACGCAGGGAUCAUUGGGUUCCCCUUGCCCCCUCUACUCCCUGGGCUGGCCGAGAGGGGUAGGGGGGGCAACAGCUGACCAAUAUCCAUGGGGGGGGAGGGGCAAAUAGUCACAGUCCAGUCAAAUCCAGAGCAGAGAGUUCAAAUCCCACCUGGGUCUUCAGAGUCGAGACACAAAGCUUGCUGGAGUAACUCAGCGGAACAGGCAGCAUCUCUGGAGAAAAAUCACACGUGCUGAGAGAAUGGAGCGGCAGGGAUUGUCCACUCUGGGAGUUUAGAAGGAUGAGCGGGUAUCUUAUUGAAACA